AUGUACAACAAUGGGCACGAAGUUCAUUCAGAAAUUUAUAGGUUAAAUGAUACGGCUUCCGUGUUCCAAGCAGAGGUUCUUGCUUUAAAAAAAGCACUCAUCUGGAUAGGUUCCACAAUAACUGACAACAUUCCUAUUGGUAUUUUUACAGAUAGUCGUAGUUCCCUUCAAAGUUUAAAUAGUGAUAAAAUUACGAAAAGAAGCAUUUUUAGCUUAAAGGAAAUCAUAAAAACUCUUUUAGAUUCCCAUUCUCUAGAGCUUAAUUGGAUUAAAGCUCACACUGGAAUCGCAGGGAACGAAAGAGCAGAUUCCGAAGCAAAAAGAGCAACACAACAAGAUCAGAUAGAUGUUGAAGUGCCACUUUCAGAGAUUUCGGCCAAACAUCAAAUCUUGCAAGAAUCGCUUAAAACAUGGCAGCAAAUAUGGGAUGAGGACUCUACAGGCCGUUCGACUUAUGCCUUUUUUCCACAAAUUUCUCUCUCUCGUAUACAUUCAGAUCACAUUUUAAAUCAAGUCUUGACAAAUCAUGGUAAAUUUCCGCAAUAUAUGCAAAGAUUUUCAUAA
Messenger RNA from Stegodyphus dumicola, 564 nucleotides. RefSeq lists its product as uncharacterized. The record is from RefSeq and is a predicted model, not a curated record. Lineage: Eukaryota; Metazoa; Arthropoda; Arachnida; Araneae; Eresidae.